AAUUGCAACAGUGAUGUUCACCUAAGAGCAACAGUCAACCACGAAUUAACUUGCAUACUACGCGUCCGUUAGUCAACCGCAAAAGCGUGCAGCGACGACAAGUUUAAAUCUACAGAUCUGAAAUGGAGUUUUCAGCAUGCGAUCUUCAGUCUCUUGCAAAUCUUCUGCAAGACAGAAGAACCAGAAUCUGACAGUGAAGAUGACUUAAAGCCAGAAGGGACCAUGGGCUCUCUUGCACCUGGAGAUAUUGGUCCAAAGGCAAAACCACAAAAUAAAGCAUCUGGCUCUAAGAAGAAUUCCAGCAAAGACAUCUGGGAUGCUGAAGAAGUUGUUGAGGGUUCUGAAUAUGACUGUCUGCAUGAUCCUCGCCCACAGCCCGGGUAUGAGAUUAUAUACAAACAAGCUGUAACAAGUGAGGACAUGUUCCUCCAGAUGGGUAACAAGACACCUGCUACUGCCAGCUGUGAAGACAUGAUUGUAAAAAUCCACUUACCUGAAACUAAAAUGUCUGAUGUAGAACUUGAUGUAAAAGAAAAGUUCCUUGACCUCAGAACUCCAAAAUACUUUCUAGGACUUUUUCUCCCACAUCCGGUGGAUCAUAAGAAAGGAAAAGCACAAUGGGAUUCAAGAUCUCAAACUCUACAUGUCACACUACGUAUGGUGCGAGAUCUAGACCUAUUUAACUUUUGACUAGAAUUGAUUUGCAAGUCUAAAACACUUAUUUCCAGUCAAAUAUUUGCUUCAAGGUUUUAUUCAAUCAUGUGAUUUCAUGGGAAUGUGAUGCCAUAACAAGUCUUUUAAAGGGCUUAAUCAGACUGGUAGUUGUUGCAGUUAGCUCAAAAAGAAUUAAUAAAAUUCACAACAACAUAAAUUUUUCCACAAUAAAGUAUGUGGUGAAGAGCUACAGUAAAAUGUGAUACAUCAUAGUACAGGUGCAGUUUUGGUGCAAUGAUGCUAUUAGCUUCGAACUUCGUUUCACUAUGUGUAUAACACUUUCUCAAAGGUGAAUAAGAAUGAGUAGUCCCCCCUGCCCUUCUCCCUUUAAAUAUUCAAGCUAGAUUUAAAGAUAUUUCUUCCAUCAGUUUGUAUAACUAGUGUGCUGGUAGAUUAACCCCCUUCUCCUCUCUGUACUGGAAACUUUUGUCUACUUGCAUUCCUUUCAUUUUCAUUUACCUGCUCACUAUUUUUACAUGCUAUUUUUAAAAACCUUUUACACUGCUUGAUGCUGUUUAUGUGAUGGUCAGAGGUUAUUUCACGAUAAUAAUAUUAAUAUUCAUCAUCAUCCUUUUUCGAAGCAUGACCAGUAUCACAUGACAGAUAAGUGUGAUAAGCGCAGAAAAAUAAUUGCCUGUACAGACAGAUAUAGCAACCAAUGCCCGAAGUAGGUAAUAGAGUUUGAAAUGAGGAACAUAAAAGAUGAAUCCCUGGAGUUUACCAGGAUUUCAUAAUCAUAAAAUAAAAAUCAUAAUACUUUAAUAAUUCAGACAGCAGAAAUAGUAUCGCAAGAGGUUUCAUUGUCAUAAAUACGUUUGCUAUAUUUAUCACAAUUGUACCUUGUGGAAGUUGCGUGCAGGAGUGUCAGGUGAGAAGGAAGUGAAUGGAGUGUAGAUUAAAUGGUUUCUACAGAAUAUUUGAAUGAUGCAGUAAAAGUUGUACUUUCUGGAAA
Molecule: messenger RNA, 1666 nt
Organism: Pomacea canaliculata
Lineage: Eukaryota; Metazoa; Mollusca; Gastropoda; Architaenioglossa; Ampullariidae
Product: protein PIH1D3-like
Exons: 7
Coding region: 223-690 (155 amino acids)
Biological process (GO): axonemal dynein complex assembly
Cellular component (GO): cytoplasm
Molecular function (GO): dynein intermediate chain binding; protein-folding chaperone binding
Source: RefSeq, a predicted model, not a curated record